CUCUGCAGUGGUUCAUUCUCUCCUGCGCCGGCUGCCGACACACACGCCACCCACCCUCUCCACCCCUCCUCUGGCUACUCAUCCCAGCAUGCUGCACGUAAUCAGGGGUAAGACCGACAGCCUCUGCCUAUAAAUAAAUGCAGCGUUUCCUGCGUAUGCACACACGCUGAGUGACUAUCAGCAAGCCACUGCCGGCAACUGGGAGUCACAGAUCACAGGAACAACGACGCAUCACAUGCUCAGGUCCUCUACAGUUCACUCUGGUCCAGGACACACUGCGGAGGAGAUUCAGGAGACAAGGAGGCACUCUUGCAAGACUUGCCAACGCUCUUGAUUUUUUUUUGUCCCGGGUGACCCCUGCAACAACUCGUACCCAUCCCACCCAAGACACCAACACAUUUAUCCAAAGACAGACGGUCAAGUGAGCAGACAGUCUGACAUGGAGUUGCAACAAGGUAGAAGAUCCUUCCAGCACAGGUGUGCACGAACCGGCGAUGCAUUGCAUGCAGGUCUGGUCAUCACACUUUUGAUUGGAGUGUGGUAUGCCCAGGCAUUGGAGGUGACUACAGGGAAGGUUAAUUUUGUGGAAGUUUUGAAUGGAAGUUCUGUGCUCUUACCCUGCACUUACUCAAGUUGCAUCGGGAUUAAAAAUCUGUACUUUAACUGGCAUUUCAACGACAAUGGAACAAAGAUUCCGCUUUGUGAAGCGCUCAUUCCAGCUGAAGGUAUAGAACCAAACGUGAAGAUCGAUCACGAGCGGGUGGAGUUUGUUGGUUCCAGUAAGCGAAGUAACAUCUCCAUCCUUCUGCACAAUGUAACCUUUGAGGACCAGGGAGAAUACAUCUGCUUCGCCCGGAACUACAAGGAGAAGGAUCGCAACCAUAGUGCCACCUUCACUCUUUUUGUAGUGGAUAAAUUAAAAGUAGUGGACAACACAUUGACGCUCAUCAUUGUGUCUGUGCUGGGAGGCGUCAUAGGUCUGAUCGUCCUCAUCAUGGUUAUUAAAGCUGUGGUCGUGGCUGUUCUCACCAAGGUCCAGGAGAAGAAUAAAGAAUGCCUUGUGAGCUCUACAGGGAACGACAACACAGAAAAUGGCCUCCCUGCCUCCAAAGCAGACACCAAAGCGACACCAAAGGCAUGAAAAGAACUAUGUAUGUGUACAUAUAUGAGCACACGUAUAUAUGUACACAUGCAUACAUACAUGUAACAGAUCGAACGAAAGUCAUAACAAUGGACAGUUUGUUCUUAUUAUCUUAUAAAAAAUGCUACAUAUAAAUAUGUUAAAAAAUAUAUACUAUAUUUUAGAUUGUGCUUGAGGAAAAAUAUGAGAUGCCAUGUGCUGGAUCAUACACCCUGACCUGAAAAAAAUAACUGUACAGAAAGCAUUGAUUGAUUGAUGUUGCAUUGGUGUGCCUCCAUUCUGCUCUGACUUACCUGUGACACACACACACAAACUGCCUUGUACACACUGCCAUAUCUGUUCAAUGCUUCACAGCACAAGAACCACGUAACCGAAUGUUUGCGAAAACUUCCAGUGUGACCUUAUACACCUUCACACUGCAUUCCAGACAAUCCCGAGUCGACACAAAACGCUUUUGUGGAGGAAUAACAGACACAUAAAAGCAGAAAAUAACCACCGGUGCCUCAUAGAAUUGGAAAAUGUUUACCACAAACCCAAGCAGCUAACACACAGAUUUUUAACCACUCCCACUAAUUUUACAAGUGAUUAUUAGGUCAUAAAGAGCAGGAUGUGAGGGCACCAUCAAGCCAGAAAUAUACUCUACACAACUAUUACACAUACAUAUGCAAUGCAAGAGCUUGGUUCUGUUUUACAUAAUGUGCAUUGCUGUUGCAGUAACGAACCUUUGUACUCCAGGGGCGAUAGAGGGAAAGUUAUUGCUCUGCCAUCAGAGUGAUAAAAAUUAUUGUAAAAGUUGACUGUGCCAUAACUGAAAAUAUAGCACAUGCUUGCGUUUUGCAUUUGAUUCUGACGUAUGUCAAAAUGCAGUCACACAGGACUGUGAGCUUGAAGCAUUUGCGUCUGUGUGUUUGCGUAGAGUAUAAGUCCUACUGUUGUUUGAAGGUAAAAGACUUUCCACCGAUGCAGAUAUAAGGGGUAUACUGUAUAUAUCCAGGAUCCAGUCCUGCGCUGUAUUGUUUUCUUUUGAUGUGAAUUUUAUUUUCUGCUUUAGAUAAAACACAGGUGCCUGUAAACGCUUUAAGCUUCACAUGCUUCCUGGGAGCCUUCAAAUGCUAUCGAAAUAACUUAAUUAAACGACGCUCACGUAAAAUGCAAAAAAAUAAAAAACAACAACAAAAAAAUCUUCAACACAAAAAUAUACAAAAA
Molecule: messenger RNA, 2347 nt
Organism: Triplophysa rosa
Lineage: Eukaryota; Metazoa; Chordata; Actinopteri; Cypriniformes; Nemacheilidae
Gene: scn4ba
Product: sodium channel, voltage-gated, type IV, beta a
Exons: 5
Coding region: 440-1141 (233 amino acids)
Biological process (GO): cardiac muscle cell action potential involved in contraction; regulation of sodium ion transmembrane transporter activity; regulation of ventricular cardiac muscle cell membrane repolarization
Cellular component (GO): voltage-gated sodium channel complex; membrane
Molecular function (GO): transmembrane transporter binding; sodium channel regulator activity
Source: RefSeq, a predicted model, not a curated record